GGCGCAGAGUGGCUCCAUCGGCAGCGCUGGAAUUCUCUGUAUCCCUCCCUCGGAGCAUCCUCGCCCAGAAAAGGGCUUUUCCCCCUCUGUGCCGCCCGGCGGAGCCCCGGGAGGGGAGGGACGCGCGCGGGGAUGCUGGGAUCGGCCGGGACGCUGGGAAGCGCCGCUGGAUGAGCUGAGAGCGUUGGCUGGGAUUCGGGAAUCUCGGGAGCAGCAUGGCCCAGGGCAGGAGGCACGCGUCCGGCCGGGCCUCCAGCACCGCCAGGAUGAGCGCGGAGGGCGGGAGCAGGCCCCUCAAGGUGGGCUCCCGCGUGGAGGUCAUCGGGAAGGGGCACCGCGGCACCGUGGCCUACGUGGGGGCCACCCUGUUCGCCACCGGCAAGUGGGUCGGGGUCAUCCUGGACGAGCCCCGGGGCAAGAACGACGGCACCGUGCAGGGCAGGAAGUACUUCACCUGCGAGGAGAACCACGGCAUCUUCGUGCGCCAGUCACAGAUCCAGGUGUUUGAGGAUGGAGCCGACACAACGUCCCCAGAAACCCCGGAAUCUGCUGCCAUGAAGGUCCCCAAGAGAGAUUCCGUGGAUGCCGCCAAGACCAGCAAACUGACCAGCACCCGCCGGCCCAAGCCCACCCGCACCCCCACGUCCGGCGGGGCCGGGCCCUCGGGCUCAGCCUCGGCCUCGGGGGGGGAGAUGAGCAGCAGCGAGCCCGGGACCCCCGCCCAGACCCCGCUGGUGGCCCCCGUGAUCCCCACGCCCGGCCUGCCCUCCCCGGGGGCACCCCCCGUGCCCUCGCCCACCAAGGAGGAGGAGAAUCUCCGUGCCCAGGUCAGGGACCUGGAGGAGAAACUGGAGACACUGAAGAUCAAACGGAAUGAGGACAAGGCAAAGCUCAAAGAGCUGGAGAAGUACAAGAUCCAGCUGGAGCAGGUGCAGGAAUGGAAGAGCAAAAUGCAGGAGCAGCAGGCCGACCUCCAGAAGCGCCUGAAGGAGGCCAAGAAGGAGGCCAAGGAUGCCCUGGAGGCCAAGGAGCGGUACAUGGAGGAGAUGGCGGACACGGCCGACGCCAUCGAGAUGGCCACGCUGGACAAGGAGAUGGCCGAGGAACGCGCCGAGUCCCUGCAGCAGGAGGUGGACUCCCUCAAGGAGAAGGUGGAAUAUCUCACCAUGGACCUGGAGAUCCUCAAGCACGAGAUCGAGGAGAAAGGCUCUGAUGGAGCAGCAUCCAGCUACCAGGUCAAACAGCUGGAGGAGCAGAACGCCCGGCUCAAGGAGGCCCUGGUCAGGAUGAGGGACCUGUCGGCCUCGGAGAAGCAGGAGCACGUGAAGCUGCAGAAGCAGAUGGAGAAGAAGAACACGGAGCUGGAGUCGCUGCGGCAGCAGCGGGAGAAGCUGCAGGAGGAGGUGAAGCAGGCGGAGAAGACGGUGGAUGAGCUGAAGGAGCAGGUGGAUGCAGCUCUGGGUGCCGAGGAGAUGGUGGAGACUCUAACGGAGAGAAACCUGGACCUGGAGGAGAAGGUCCGGGAGCUGCGUGAGACCGUCGGGGACCUGGAGGCCAUGAACGAGAUGAACGACGAGCUGCAGGAGAACGCGCGGGAGACGGAGCUGGAGCUGCGGGAGCAGCUGGACAUGGCCACGGGCCGCGUGCGCGAGGCCGAGAAGCGCGUGGAGGCAGCGCAGGAGACCGUGGCCGACUACCAGCAGACCAUCAAGAAGUACCGGGAGCUCACGGCUCACCUCCAGGACGUGAACCGGGAGCUCAUGAGCCAGCAGGAAGCGUCUGCGGAGAAGCAGCAGCAGCCGCCCCCCGAGAUGUUCGACUUCAAGAUCAAGUUUGCGGAGACGAAAGCCCACGCCAAGGCCAUCGAGAUGGAGCUGCGGCAGAUGGAAGUGCAGCAGGCGAACCGCCACGUGUCCCUCCUCACCUCCUUCAUGCCUGACAGCUUCCUGCGGCACGGCGGGGACCACGACUGCGUCCUGGUGCUGCUGCUCAUCCCCCGCCUCAUCUGCAAGGCGGAGCUGAUCAGCAAACAGGCCCAGGAGAGGUUCGAGCUGAGCGAGAGCUGCGCGGAGCGCGCGGGGCUGCGCGGGGCCGCGGGGGAGCAGCUCAGCUUCGCCGCCGGGCUCGUGUACUCCCUGAGCCUGCUCCAGGCCACGCUCCACAAAUACGAGCAGGCCCUCAACAAGUGCAGUGUGGAGGUGUACAAGAAGGUGGGGACCCUGUACCCCGAGAUGAGCGUCCACGAGCGCUCCCUGGACUUCCUGAUCGAGCUGCUCCACAAGGACCAGCUGGACGAGACCGUCAACGUGGAGCCGCUCACCAAAGCCAUCAAGUACUACCAGCACCUGUACAGCAUCCACCUGGCUGACCAGGCUGAGGACUGCACCCUUCAGCUGGCUGACCACAUCAAGUUCACCCAGAGUGCCUUGGACUGCAUGGGGGUGGAGGUGUGUCGGCUCCGGGCCUUCCUCCAGGUAGGACCUUCCUCCAGGCCAAGCAGGAGCAGGCGCAGGGCCCGGCGCUGUGCGGGCGGGUGUCGUUCCCGUGCCCCCCGGGGCAGGGCCAGGCGCACCGGCUGCUGCUCACCCCGGACCUGCUGCAGCACCUCCGCCAACACUUCGUCGCCUGAGAGUCCCCCGGAACGGGAUGAGGGUCCCCUGCGCCCCCCCCCGCCCCCCGGGCACCCCCACUGCCCCCCCCUCGGCUUCACUCGCGGGUGGAGCCGGAGCCGCUUCCCCCGGGGGGAUCCGGGACCCCCCCUGCUGCUCUCAGACACUACAGACCCCGGGACCCCCCGGCCUGGGCCGUCCCGGGGGGGCCGGAGCCCCCCGCGCCCCCCUGUGCCCCCGGGCCGGGGAUGCGACCCCCCCGCGCUCCUGCUCUCCAAUAAAAUGCCCUGAACCUGAA
Molecule: messenger RNA, 2907 nt
Organism: Lepidothrix coronata (blue-crowned manakin)
Lineage: Eukaryota; Metazoa; Chordata; Aves; Passeriformes; Pipridae
Product: dynactin subunit 1-like
Exons: 19
Coding region: 216-2900 (894 amino acids)
Biological process (GO): nuclear migration; cytoplasmic microtubule organization; establishment of mitotic spindle orientation
Cellular component (GO): microtubule plus-end; cytoplasm; spindle pole
Molecular function (GO): microtubule plus-end binding
Source: RefSeq, a predicted model, not a curated record